This is a messenger RNA of Prorocentrum cordatum, 515 nucleotides long. NCBI's taxonomy places the organism in Eukaryota, Dinophyceae, Prorocentrales, Prorocentraceae. The record is from the annotation of a GenBank genome assembly.
CAUCCUCCGGUGCUGACGGGCGGCCUGGCCAGUCGGGGGUGGGGGGCGCCCCCCGCCGGGCGCCGGCGCGCCCGUGGGAGCUCGGCGGGGGGGCAGCGCCCCGCCCGCCGCCCCCCGCCCGAGGACCUGGGGCCCUCGGGCCAGGCGCUGUGGACGGCGGACGCGCCGAGGAGGGAGAGGCUGGCCCACUGGGGCCCGCUGCUCCGAUCCCAGCAGCAGCACCUGCACAUGUGCACGGCUCAGCACCUGCACACCAUGCAGGCGCAGAGGGAGAAGGCCGAGCGCGCGGCGCAGGCCGCGGACGAGCUGACCUGCGCCUCGGAGCGCUCUGGCGACCAGGCGCGCGAGCUCGAGAUGCUGCGGCAGCAGCUCCGCCAGGUGCAGGACGAGACGGAGCGGCUGCGGGCCCAGAGGGAGUCGGCGCAGCUCAGCAGGCGCCAGGAGGCCGAGAGGUCCCGGCAGGAGGAGGCCGAGAGGCAGCUGCGCGCGAGGGCGGCGGAGCGCUCGGCGGAGGC